AUGAGAUACUACUGUAUCACCAAAGUGUUCCCUGCAGAUGUUCAGCAGACUCUGCUGAUCAAAGGAGAUGCUCCUGAGGAACAGAGGCCUGAUGUGGACCAGCAGGAUCCAGAGCUCCUCCACAUAAAGGAGGAAGAGGAGGAACUGUGGACCAGACUGGAGGGAGAGCAGCUCAUUGUAAAGGAGGAGACUGGUGCCAGCAGAUUUUCAUUUACCGCAGUUCCUCUGAAGAGUGAGGAUGAUGAAGAGAAGCCUCUGUUCUCACAGCUUCUUCAGCAGGAUCCAGAGCCCCUCCACAUCAAGGAGGAAGAGGAAGAACUCUGGACCAGUUUAGAGGGAGAGCAGCUCAAAGUGAAAGAGAGGACUGAUGCCAGCAGGUUUUCAUUCACCACAGUUCCUCUGAAGAGUGAGGAUGAUGAAGAAAAGCCUCUGUUCUCACAGCUUCAUCAGCACCAAAUGGAAGAUGGAGAUGUUCCAACCAGCAGCUCUGCAGACCAGAUGAAAGUAGAAGCUGAUGGAGAGGACUGUGGAGGAGCAGAAACCAGCAGGAGCCCAGAUCAAAAUCUUCAUGGAAAUGCUACCAGCUCUUCAGAGACUGAAGUCAGUGAGAAUGAUGACGAGGAUGAGGAUGGGAACAAUCCUGACUCUCAGCUGGAACACUUGCAGACAGGACCAAAAUCAUUUAGUUGUGACGAAUGUGGUAAAUGUUUUAUCAGCAAUACAAAUUUAAACUUGCACAUGAGAAUCCAUACAAUGGAGGAACCUUUUGUAUACGAGGACUGUGGACAAAGAUUUAGUCAGAAGACGGAUUUAAAUGAACUCAUCAAAGUCCACACAGGACAGAAACCUUUUGUUUGUGAGGACUGUGGACAAAGAUUUACCCGGAAGACUAAUUUAAACAUACACAUGAGAGUCCACACCGGACAGAAACCAUUUGUGUGUGAGGACUGUGGACACAAAUUUAACUGGAAGACAAAUUUAAUCAGACACAAGAAAGUCCAUACAGGAGAGAAGCCACUUGAAUGUGAGGACUGUGGACAAAGAUUUAGCCAGAAAACAGAUUUAAGCUUACACAUCAGUGUCCACACGGGACAGAAAUAUUUUGUUUGUGAGGACUGUGGGAAAAGAUAUACCCGGAAGACUCAUUUAAACACACACAUGAGAGUCCACACUGGAUUGAAACCAUUUGUAUGUAAGGACUGUGGACACAAAUUUAACUGGAAGGCAAAUUUAAUCCGACACAAGAAAAUCCACAUAGAAGAGAAGUCAUUUCAAUGUGAGGACUGUGGACAAAGAUUCAUCCAGAUAUCUCAUUUAAACUUACACAUGACAAAACACAUGAGAGUCCACACUGGAGAAAAGCCAUUUGAAUGCAACCUGUGUGGACAAAGUUUUAGCGAGAAAUAUUCUUUAAACAGACACAAGAGAAUCCACAUGGGACAGAAACCUUUUGUAUGCGAGGACUGUGGACAAAGAUUUAGUAUGAAUUUUUAUUUAAAGUCACACAUGAAAAUCCACACAGGACAGAAACCUUUUGUGUGCGAGGACUGUGGGAAAAGAUUUGGCCGGAAGAAUACUUUAAACCAACACAUGAGAUACUAA
Messenger RNA from Nematolebias whitei (Rio pearlfish), 1602 nucleotides. RefSeq names its product zinc finger protein OZF-like. NCBI's taxonomy places the organism in Eukaryota, Metazoa, Chordata, Actinopteri, Cyprinodontiformes, Rivulidae. The record is from RefSeq and is a predicted model, not a curated record. Gene Ontology annotation, biological process: negative regulation of transcription by RNA polymerase II; regulation of cytokine production; regulation of immune system process. Bases 1 to 1602 code for a protein of 533 amino acids. The transcript has 4 exons.